Messenger RNA from Oryza brachyantha (malo sina), 558 nucleotides. RefSeq lists its product as uncharacterized. NCBI's taxonomy places the organism in Eukaryota, Viridiplantae, Streptophyta, Magnoliopsida, Poales, Poaceae. The transcript has 4 exons. Bases 1 to 558 code for a protein of 185 amino acids. The record is from RefSeq and is a predicted model, not a curated record.
AUGCCAUGGCCAGGGAGAGGGCAGUGGCGUAUCAAUGUUGCUAUGAACCGCUUGUCAGAGUAUGGCUUUCCAAGGCCUCUAAUUCGCCAGACCAUUGAGAACCUCCUCAUGGUAUAUGGAAGUGGUGGGUGGGUCUUCUUGGAGAAUAGCUCCUACCGCGUUAUCAUUGAAAAACUUCUUGAAGAAGACCAAACACAACAGAGGCAGCCAGAGGAGGAUGACGAGCAUGGAGGAGGAGCAACUUCAGGUGAGCCGGUGCCAGAAAAUGGGAUACAAACCUCAGGAGCAGAGGUACCAGCUUCCGGAUCUGAUCCAGCCAAAGCUGUAGCAGUGCCAAGUGAUGCUACAACUGCAGUGUCAGUACUCCCUGUCCCUGAAGCUAGAGUACACACUGGCUCAAGAAGCUAUGGAGGAGAGAUAGCUGAUGAGAAUAUGAUCAUAUGGUGCUGGAGCAUGUGCAAGGCUGCAAAUUAUGGUGGCUGGCACUGCUGGACAGUCUCCAGUGAGCUGCAGCUUUCUUCUCUGAUGACGCUGAAUGACGAUGUGGUCUCAUCCUAA